UUACAGUUGAUCUACCACAGGCUCAGCAAACACUGCACAACAUCAAGCUUUUAGACUUCAAGUUUUGGUCCUUUAAUAUGGUUGAGUGGGUUGUGUAUGCACUUUACUUGAUCAACAACUGCCCCAAUUUGGAAAGGCUCCAAAUUACUUUCCUCAAAUCUAAUGUGUCUAACUCUAAGGCUGUCGUGAAGCGUGUUAUACAUCAGCUGCGAUCCCAAGGACUGCCACAUAGUGCACUGAAGCAGCUCAAAAGGGUGGAUAUAAAACUCAUGCUGUUUUCUGAACUUGCAAUGGAAUUUGUGAAGUAUGUAUUGUCAUCUGCAACUGUACUCGAAAUAAUAAGCAUUGUGACUUGUGCAAAGUUCAGUCAGCGGGGAAUGGAAAUAAUGGAGGAGGUAAAGCAAUUCCCUCAAUCAUCACCCAUUGUAGAAUUUAUAUACAAAGAAGUAGACCAUAUAUAUUUUGAUAUUCUAUAAAUUAGAAUUAAUGUAGUUGAGUACUGCAAUUUCUAGGUAGGCAGCUCAUGAACCUUUUAUUAACCUGUCUUAUUUCAGGUCAAUGCAAGUAAUGUUAUGUUCUUGUAUCUGAAUUCCCAGUCAAUGGAAUUCAAAUUGUUUUUCUUGCCAGUUUGAAUCAAGGCAU
Messenger RNA from Lycium ferocissimum, 642 nucleotides. RefSeq lists its product as uncharacterized. The coding region runs from base 78 to 476 and encodes 132 amino acids. Lineage: Eukaryota; Viridiplantae; Streptophyta; Magnoliopsida; Solanales; Solanaceae. The transcript has 2 exons. The record is from RefSeq and is a predicted model, not a curated record.